This is a messenger RNA of Podarcis lilfordi (Lilford's wall lizard), 315 nucleotides long. Lineage: Eukaryota; Metazoa; Chordata; Lepidosauria; Squamata; Lacertidae. The record is from the annotation of a GenBank genome assembly.
AUGUCCAACAGCUCUUUAUCCCGUAGAAAGACAUCAGUGCAACUCCCUGUUCCCUUUUCAAACGACACCGAAUUAGAUGAGGAAUUUGGCACCUCCGACAUUUCUAUGGCAACAACACCUAAAGAACUCUAUGUUGCUGACAAUCUGGAGAUAUCCGGCACCAAAUCUACAUCUGGACCUUUGCCUAAUGUUCCAAAAACUUAUCAGAAUGAUCAACCUUCUUACUGUACUCCUGGCGAGACAGGAUGGACAGAUCUUCCGAAGCUGGCUCUUUGUUGGCCAGUGAUCCACAUUUUACAGCGCAUGCCUCAUUAA